Messenger RNA from Salarias fasciatus (jewelled blenny), 3063 nucleotides. RefSeq names its product SLIT and NTRK-like family, member 2 (gene slitrk2). The record is from RefSeq and is a predicted model, not a curated record. Gene Ontology annotation, cellular component: glutamatergic synapse. NCBI's taxonomy places the organism in Eukaryota, Metazoa, Chordata, Actinopteri, Blenniiformes, Blenniidae. Gene Ontology annotation, biological process: axonogenesis; positive regulation of synapse assembly. Gene Ontology annotation, molecular function: protein binding. The coding region runs from base 80 to 2773 and encodes 897 amino acids. The transcript has a single exon.
UCUGUUUCCCCCUCCCGUCCAUCCUCCUGCAAACGUAAAUGCUGGGUCCGUAUUUCAGCGCCCUUCUCUGGCUGUAAAGAUGCUGAGCGGCGUCCUGUUCCUGAGCGUCCUCACGGUCACCAGCCUGACACCGUCCGAAACGCAGAGCCGCAGAACUUCAGCCUCCAAAGACAUCUGCAAGGCGCGCUGCGGCUGCGAGGAGCGCGAGAGCAUCCUCAACAUUAACUGUGAGAGUAAAGGCUUCACCACCGUCAGCCAGUUCCAGGCGCCCCCCAAUAAAAUCUCCCAGCUUUUUUUAAACGGAAACUUCCUCUCCAGGCUGGGCGCCAACGAGUUUGUCAAUUACGGCAAUGUCACCUCGCUGCAUCUGGGGAAUAACGGCUUGCAGGAGAUCCGAACCGGAGCCUUCAACGGGCUCCGGUUCCUGAAGCGGCUCCACCUGAACAACAACAACCUGGAGGUGAUUAAAGAGGACACGUUUGCCGGUCUGGAGAGUCUGGAGUAUUUACAGGCGGACUAUAAUUACAUCAGCGCCAUCGAGCCGGGCGCGUUCAGCAAGCUGAACAAGCUGAAGGUGCUGAUCCUCAACGACAACCUGCUGCUGUCUCUGCCCCCCAACAUCUUCCGCUUCGUGCUCCUCACGCACUUGGAUUUACGCGGCAACCGGCUGAAGAUGCUGCCGUUCGCCGGCGUCCUGGAGCACAUCGGGGGCAUCAUGGAGAUCCAGCUGGAGGAGAACCCCUGGAACUGCACCUGCGACCUGAUCCCUCUCAAGUCGUGGCUGGACACCAUCUCCGUCUUCGUGGGGGACAUCGUGUGCGAGACGCCGUUCAGGCUGCACGGCAAAGACAUAACGCAGCUCAUCAAGCAGGACCUGUGUCCCCGCAGGAACGCGGGCGAGCGAGCGCAGACCCCCUCAGACUCGCACUUUCAAGGGGCCCUGCCCCCGACCUACCACCCGGGGGGGAUCACCCCCACCCGGGCCCCCAAAGCCUCCAGGCCGCCCAAAAUGCGCUACAGGACUACCCCUCGCGUCUCCAAGGACAAGCACUUCGGGCCCAUCAUGGUGUACCAGACGCGCUCGCCCGUGCCCAUGCUGUGCCCCAGCGUGUGCGUGUGCACGUCUCAGAACCCCGACAGCGGCCUGAACAUCAACUGCCAGGAGCGGAAGCUGCAUAACAUCAGCGAGCUGAACCCCAAACCCUCGUACCCAAAGAAGCUGCACCUGACCGGCAACUACUUACAGAUGAUCUACAGGACGGACCUGACGGAGUACAGCUCGCUGGAGCUGCUCCAUCUGGGAAAUAACAGGAUUGCUGUGAUUCAGGAAGGUGCGUUUGAGAAUCUGACCAACCUGAGACGGCUCUAUCUGAACGGGAAUUACAUCGAGUCGCUCUCGCAGUCUCUGUUCGCCGGCCUGCAGUCGCUGCAGUACCUCUACCUGGAAUAUAACAUCAUCAAAGACAUCCUGCCGCAGACUUUUAACUCUCUGCACAACCUCCAGCUGCUGUUCCUCAACAACAACCUGUUAAGGUCCCUCCCUGACAACGUCUUCGGAGGCACCAUGCUCACCAGACUCAACCUGAGGAAUAACCACUUCUCCUACCUUCCGGUGCGAGGCGUCCUGGACCAGCUGUCGGCGUUCAUCCAGAUCGACCUGCAGGAGAACCCCUGGGACUGCACCUGCCACAUCGUGGCCCUGAAGAACUGGAUGGAGCUGUCCAGCACCAGCGUGGUGGUGAACGAGAUCACCUGCGACUCGCCGUCCAAGCACGCCGGGCGGCUGCUGCGCUCGCUCCGCAACGAGGCCAUCUGCCCCGAGCCCAGCGAGGCGCCCCCGCCACAACACGCCCCCCCUACAAAAGCCCCCACGUUAAUGAGCCCCGGCACCGAAGCCGUCACCACCACCCCCUCCUACCCCUCUCCUUCUGCUUCUCCGUCCUCCUCUUCUUCCAGCUCCGUCAGCCCCACCGAGUCCCACCUCCACACCCCCGAGCUGCACCCUGAGGUCCCCCUUUCAGUCCUCAUCCUGGGCCUCCUGGUGGUCUUCAUCCUGUCCGUCUGCUUCGGCGCGGGCCUGUUUGUUUUUGUUCUGAAACGCCGUAAAGGCGUGGAACACGUCCCCACGGGAGCCAACAACCUGGAUCUCAACUCAUUCCAAGUGCAAUACGGCUCCUACACUCCCGAGCCCACCCAAGACAAGACCUCCGAGAGCCACGUGUACAACUACAUCCCCCCUCCGGUGGGCUCCAUGUGCCAAAACCCCAUCUACAUGCAGAAGGACGGGGAGCAGGUGGCGUACUACCGCAACCUGAAGGAGCUGAGCUUCGGGCCCCUGGACGUGAAGAAGGAGGACGUCCUGACCCGCAGCCCGGGGGCCUACACCAUCAGCACAGUGGAUUUUAUGGACAAGUCGCCCACGUCGUGCGGCUUCGGCAGCCCGGAGCCCCCCGAGAUGCUGUACCAGAACUUGGGCGAGCGGCCCCACAAAGAGCUGCCCUCGGCGGCGGGCGUCCCCCCUUUCAAUUACAACUUUUGCACUUUGCCCAAGAGACCCUGUAUCGUCCCCCCGUACGAGGCCGCCACGGCGCGGCGGCACGUCCCCAACGUGGACCGGCUGAACAAAACCGUGCUGUACGGAACCCCCAGGAAGUACUUCGGGCCCGAGCACCCGUCCAAGAACGAGCACCCGCUGCUGCUGCCCGGGAAGCUAAAAGCAGAGCCGGACUACCUGGAGGUUCUGGAGAAACAGACUGCCAUGAGCCAACUGUAAGAUAGCGUCACCCCCCCCCCCCCCCCAGGUUUUUGUGCAGCAUUCAUAAUAAUCACGCAGUUACUGUAAUAACUCCCAUAUAUCUAUCUUAUCUAUCUGUGGUCAGCUCGACACGACGGCCUGGAGACAAACACAAGCCUUCGAUCGAUUCCUCUCCAUCUUUUUUCUUCUCUUUUUUCCCUCCUAAAGAUGUAUAAAAAGGAAUAUAAGAAGUAUAUUAUUAUGCAGUUCUAUUUUUUCUCCUGGAAGGUAUAAAUUAUUUCUUCUUUUUUUGGAAAAAGAAAAAAGAA